CGUAGCCAUCGCUCGGCAAUGAACGAGAGAUCCAAAAACACCACGGUGACCACGCUGCCGGCGAUGAAAAGCGGUUUCAGUUCCUGGGCUCCCACGUCCGAAAUGUAUCUAGAGCAAUUGACGGUCAGUGGAAACGUCGACGCUACUAUUCCCCGAAGCGAAAGGACCUACGCGAUCGUCUGACCGGGUUCCAUGCUGGAGUAGAUGGGGGACCCAACCACAGCCCAAUGCCCCAGCAUUGCGACCAGCAUCGCUGAGAGUUUGAAUCAGUGUCUCCGCGGGCGAAUUCGGUUUCGUCGACAGGGCCAUACCUAUCCACAUGCAGGCCGAUAUGACCGGAAAUAUCCAAAACGAAACAACCCACAUUGUCGGUUAUGUAUAGUGAUAGAUCGAGAUGGAUUCAAACGACAAAGAACAUAGACAGAAAAGCAGAAGGAGAAAGAAAGAGAGAAAGAAAAGGAAAAGAAAUGAAAAGAAAAAACGACCUAAAAUGAAAGCAGACCGGGACCGUUCGUCAGCCUACCUGAAGUAUGAGCGGCAGCCGCCCGGAGAAGCAAUCAAACAUGGAUUGGCCGGGAAGGGCGGAAGUGGCUUGGAUCCAACUCACUCGAUGAUGCCUAGCAAAGCCGUGUAACGCCUCUCGGUGAUCGGUUCCCUUGGAUCUCCCCCAGGCAACCAAGAUCUGCAGCAGAAUUGAGUCCGCGGGUUCGCGC
Messenger RNA from Aspergillus steynii IBT 23096, 713 nucleotides. RefSeq lists its product as uncharacterized. NCBI's taxonomy places the organism in Eukaryota, Fungi, Ascomycota, Eurotiomycetes, Eurotiales, Aspergillaceae. The transcript has a single exon. The coding region runs from base 395 to 634 and encodes 79 amino acids. The record is from RefSeq and is a predicted model, not a curated record.